CCGCCCGCGCCGCCGUCCGGGCAGCGCGCAGAGCUCGGCGGGCGCGGAGCGAGGCAGCGGCGCCCGGCGGGCCGCGCACGGUACCCGGGCGGCCGCGGACCCCGGCGGGCUCGCGGGCGGCGCGCCCCGGGCUCUGCCUCCCGGGCAAUUGCCUGGUUCCUGCGCGCUCCUGGCAUCCGCUCUGCAGCUGACACACGGUAGCGGGGACGCCCGACGCCUCUAGCGACAGGCGCGUCCCAGGGGGACGCUGCACUUGGGGACUCCGGCGCGACCGGCCAGAAGAGGAAAGGAAACAUUCAAACUGGAUUUUUAAAUCAUUGUAAGUCAGCGAUGGAUCAGAAGGUGCAGAAUGCCAUCCCGAAUAAAAGUCUUUGAAAGAAUUGCUUCAAAUAACAGGGGAAAGAAAAUUGAUCUACCACCUUAAAACCCUUAUCUAGAAAAACAUAUUGCUCAUGAUAGGAAGUUGUAACUGGGGAAAUUUAUUUGGCUGUUAAGGUACCUGAAUGAAAGAAAUUGUCACUCUUUCUCAGAAGACUUGUAUAUCUGAGAUUAUUUUAAUAAUCAGUCGUUUUAUGAAAAUCUUGACAUGAUCACCAGGAAAGAGAAACAGAGCAGUAGCUAAAACCUGUGUGUUGGUCAAGAUGACUUCUGAAGAAAUGGCAGCUUCUGUUCUCAUACCUGUGACUCAGAGAAAAGUGAUAUCUGUUCAAGGGGCUGUUGAUGAAAGUAGUGAAAAGGUCUCAGACAUCAGUGUUCCAAAAGUGCAUACUAUCAGACAGAGUGGGCCAACUUCUCAUGCCAUCUCACAACUGAACACACUUAAAGAAGAAUCUUCUGGAAGCAACUUGCCCAAGAUUUUCUCCAUAGCAAGGGAGAAAAUAAUGAGUGACGAGAACAGUAAUGAAAAGUGCUGGGAGAAAACCAUGCCAGAUUCUGUGAAAAACCUUAACAUUAACUGUAACAACAUAUUGAAAAACCUUCCUCAGAGCCAGUUUUAUGAAACAUGUGAUUCUGUCACAGAGGAAGGCCUGUGUAUGGAAACUGGAAUCCCUUCUUCACUGGAAAGAAAGGUGUUCCCUGGAAUUCAACUGGAAAUAGACGGACCUCCCAAGGACGUUAGUCCCUUAGGAAAUCAAUCAGCGAUCAUGGAUACCAGCAGGGCACGCUCUGACAGCAACAUGGCGGUAUUUCACUUUCACUAUGAAGUUGACAGAGGAAUGUCAGACACUUUCUGUACCCUGUCAGAUAACUUGAUUUUGGAUGAUUGUGGAAACUGUGUACCACUGCCUGGUGUUGGUGGAGAGCAAAAGAAAAAUUACAUGGCGUAUACUUGUAAACUGAUGGAAUUGGCAAAAAACUGUGAUAAUAAGAAUGGACAGCUGCAGUGUGAUCAUUGUGACACCUUGAAUGACAAAUACUUGUGCUUUGAAGGUUCUUGCCAGAAGGCCAAUGUGGUAUUUUCAAGCGACAGCUUUUGCAAGGAGGAUUUUACUGACAGUCCUCCUGCGAAGACCUUUCUGAGCCAUUUGGAAGACUUCCCUGAUAAUUGUGAAGAUGUAGAAGAAGAUUUUUUCAAAAGCAAAAAGGAGCGAUCCACUUUGUUAGUGAGGAGAUUUUGUAAAAAUGACAGGGAAGUUAAGAAAUCUGUGUACACUGGGACAAGGGCAAUUGUGAGAACUCUGCCUUCUGGUCACAUUGGGCUGGGAGCUUGGAGUUACAUUGAUCAGAAGAGAAAUGGUCUCUUGUUGCCCUGUGGGAGAGUAACGGAACGGCUGUCAACAGUGGUGACUGGGCAAGAUGGGAGCCGGUGUCUGUCAGAAGCCCAGUGGUAUCCGAUCUACACUGCAGUGAGAAGGGGAGAAGGAACAGAAGAUACAAUUGGAUCUCUUCUCCAUGUCUUCACAGAGCUCCCAGCCUCUGAGAGAGCCCAUGAAAGGAUUAGCAUUGGUCCGUGCUUAAAGCAAUGUGUCCGAGACACCGUGUGUGAGUAUCGUGCCACCCUCCAAAGGACUUCCAUAUCGCAGUACAUCACCGGUUCUCUCCUAGAAGCAACCACAUCUUUAGGAGCACGAAGUGGCCUUCUCAAUACUUUUGGAGGAUCCACUGGACGAAUGAUGAUGAAAGAACGCCAACCGGGCACCUCUAUGGCCAAUUCCAGUGCCCUCCCUUCAAGUUCCGCUGGGAUCAGCAAGGAACUGAUUGAUCUGCAGCCCCUCAUCCAGUUCCCAGAAGAGGUCGCCAGCAUCCUGAUGGAGCAGGAGCAGAAUAUUUACCGAAGGGUCUUGCCAGUUGACUAUCUUUGCUUCUUGACCCGGGACUUGGGCACUCCGGAAUGCCAGAGGUCUCUGCCCUGCCUCAAAGCGUCCAUCUCAGCAUCAAUUCUUACCUCCCAGAACGGAGAACACAAUGCCCUUGAAGAUCUCCUGAUGAGAUUUAAUGAGGUGAGCUCCUGGGUAACGUGGCUGAUCCUCACCGCGGGCUCCAUGGAGGAGAAGCGGGAAGUCUUCUCAUAUUUGGUGCAUGUGGCCAAAUGCUGCUGGAACAUGGGCAACUACAAUGCUGUCAUGGAGUUCUUGGCUGGCCUCAGGUCAAGAAAAGUUUUAAAAAUGUGGCAGUUCAUGGACCAGUCUGACCUGGAGACCAUGAGGAGCCUGAAGGAUGCCAUGGCUCAGCACGAAUCUUCCUGUGAGUACAGGAAGGUGGUGACGCGGGCACUGCACAUCCCCGGCUGUAAGGUGGUUCCGUUCUGUGGGGUGUUUCUGAAGGAGCUGUGUGAAGCGCUCGACGGAGCCUCCGGCCUCAUGAAGCUUUGCCCGAGGUACAAUUCCCAGGAAGAAACUCUAGAGUUUGUAGCUGAUUAUAGUGGACAAGAUAAUUUCUUACAACGUGUGGGACAAAAUGGCUUAAAGAAUUCAGAGAAGGAGUCCACAGUCAACAGCAUCUUUCAGAUCAUCAGAAGCUGUAGUCGAAGUCUCGAGACCGAGGAGGAGGACAGCCCCAGUGAAGGGAACAGCUCUAGGAAAAAUUCCUUGAAGGAUAAAGCCAGAUGGCAGUUUAUAAUUGGAGAUUUGCUAGAUUCUGAAAAUGACAUCUUUGAGCAGCCCAAAGAAUGGGACCCUCAUGGAUCAGAAGAGCCACAGAAGGCGUUUGACCAUGGGACAGAGCUCAUCCCGUGGUACGUGCUGUCUAUCCAAGCUGAUGUGCACCAGUUCCUGUUGCAGGGGGCCACGGUCAUCCACUACGACCAGGACAUGCACCUCUCUGCCCGCUGCUUCCUCCGGCUUCAGCCUGACAAUAGCACCUUGACCUGGAUGAAGCCCACCACUGCCUCCCCAGCCAGUGCUAAAGCGAAACUUGGUGUACUUAGUAACACGUCUGAGCCUGGUAAAUUCCCGUUACUGGGCAGUGCUGGAUUAAGCAGCCUGGUGGAGGGGGUCUUGGAUCUGUUUUCAGCAAAGGCUGUGUACAUGGGACACCCUAGCAUUGAUAUACACACUGUGUGUGUUCAGAACAAACUGGGUAGCAUGCUUCUCUCAGAGACUGGUGUAACGCUGCUCUAUGGGCUUCAGACCACGGACAAUAGGUUAUUGCACUUUGUGGCACCAAAGCACACAGCUAAAAUGCUCUUCAGCGGAUUGUUGGAACUCACGAAAGCUGUAAGAAAGAUGAGGAAGUUCCCUGACCAAAGACAGCAGUGGCUGCGGAAACAAUACGUCAGCCUCUAUCAGGAAGAUGGACGGUAUGAAGGCCCAACUUUGGCUCAUGCUGUGGAGUUGUUUGGUGGCAGACGAUGGAGUACUCGAAACCCCAGCCCUGGGACAUCAGCAAAGAGUGCCGAGAAGCCCAACGUGCAGAGAAACAACACCUUGGGCAUAAGUACCACCAAGAAAAAGAAGAAAAUCCUGAUGAGGGGUGAGAGUGGAGAGGCAACCGACGAUGAGAUGGCCACCCGCAAGGUCAAAGUGCACAAAGAGUGUCGGAGCCGGAGCGGUUCUGACCCUCAAGAUGCUAACGAACCAGAGGAAUCAGAGGCGAAUGCCAUCACGAGCCCUCCGAACCCUCUCCCUUCCAGAAGAGCCCACUCUUUGACCACGGCUGGGUCCCCUAACUUGGCUUCCGGGACGUCAUCUCCCAUCAGGCCAGUGUCCUCCCCUGUGCUGUCUUCUUCAAACAAGAGCCCGUCCAGUGCUUGGAGCAGCAGCAGCUGGCACGGGCGGAUCAAAGGAGGAAUGAAGGGCUUUCAGAGCUUCAUGGUUUCAGACAGUAACAUGAGUUUCAUUGAAUUUGUUGAGCUGUUCAAAUCAUUCAGUGUACGGAGCCGCAAGGACCUGAAGGAUCUCUUUGACAUCUAUGCUGUGCCAUGCAACCGAGCCGGCUCCGAGUCGGCCCCGCUCUACACCAACCUCACAAUCGAUGAAAACACCAGCGGUCUUCAGCCUGACCUAGAUUUGUUGACCAGAAAUGUCUCGGAUUUGGGGUUGUUCAUUAAGAGUAAACAGCAGCUGUCAGACAACCAGAGGCAGAUAUCCGAUGCCAUUGCUGCUGCAAGUAUCGUGACAAACGGCACUGGGAUCGAGAGCACGUCCCUGGGCAUAUUUGGGGUAGGCAUACUCCAGCUCAAUGACUUCCUAGUGAAUUGCCAAGGAGAACAUUGCACUUACGAUGAAAUCCUCAGCAUCAUCCAGAAGUUCGAGCCCAGCGUUAGUAUGUGUCAUCAGGGCCUAAUGUCGUUUGAAGGAUUUGCAAGGUUUCUGAUGGAUAAAGAUAAUUUUGCCUCAAAAAAUGACGAGUCACAGGAGAACAGUAGAGAAUUGCAGCUGCCCCUCUCCUACUACUACAUUGAAUCUUCACACAAUACCUACCUCACAGGCCAUCAGCUCAAAGGAGAAUCCUCAGUAGAACUCUACAGCCAGGUCCUCCUGCAAGGCUGUAGGAGCAUAGAGUUGGACUGCUGGGAUGGAGAUGAUGGGAUGCCCAUCAUUUAUCAUGGACAUACCCUGACAACCAAGAUCCCCUUCAAGGAAGUGGUUGAAGCCAUUGAUCGAAGUGCCUUCAUCACCUCUGACCUGCCAAUCAUCAUAUCAAUUGAGAACCACUGUUCAUUGCCUCAGCAACGAAAAAUGGCAGAAAUUUUCAAGACUGUUUUUGGAGAAAAACUGGUGGCUAAAUUCUUAUUUGAGAGUGAUUUCUCAGAUGAUCCAAUGCUUCCCUCACCUGACCAACUUAGAAGAAAAGUGCUUCUUAAAAAUAAGAAGCUGAAAGCCCAUCAGACCCCAGUGGAUAUCUUAAAGCAAAAGGCUCAUCAGUUAGCAUCCAUGCAAGCUCAGGCAUAUAAUGGCGGGAAUGCCAACCCUCCACCUGCUAAUAACGAGGAAGAGGAAGAUGAAGAGGACGAAUAUGAUUAUGACUAUGAAUCCCUCUCUGAUGCAGAUGUCCUUACUGCUUCUCCUGCUCCUAACAGUCAGGAAGACAACAUUCUAGAAGACAGACCUGAAAAUAAAUCAUGUAAUGACAAGCUUCAGUUUGAGUAUAAUGAAGAAAUCCCCAAGAGGAUAAAGAAAGCAGAUAACUCUGCUUGCAACAAAGGAAAGGUUUAUGACAUGGAACUGGGAGAAGAAUUUUAUCUUCCUCAGAAUAAAAAGGAAAGCAGACAGAUUGCACCAGAGCUUUCUGACCUGGUCAUCUAUUGCCAAGCAGUAAAAUUUCCAGGCCUGUCAACUCUAAAUGCAUCUGGCUCUAGCAGAGGAAAAGAAAGGAAAAGCAGGAAGUCCAUUUUUGGCAACAAUCCGGGCAGAAUGAGCCCUGGAGAGACAGCAUCGUUUAACAAAACAUCUGGAAAAAGUUCCUAUGAAGGAAUGCGACAGGCCUGGGAGGAAUCAUCUUCCCCCCUCAACCCAACCACGUCCCUCAGCGCUAUCAUUAGAACUCCCAAAUGUUACCAUAUCUCGUCGCUGAAUGAAAAUGCCGCCAAGCGUCUGUGUCGCAGGUAUUCCCAGAAACUGAUCCAGCACACCGCCUGUCAGCUGCUGAGGACUUACCCGGCCGCCACCCGCAUCGACUCGUCCAACCCCAAUCCUCUCAUGUUCUGGCUCCAUGGGAUACAGCUUGUGGCCCUCAACUACCAGACAGAUGAUCUCCCUUUGCAUUUAAAUGCUGCCAUGUUUGAGGCCAACGGUGGCUGUGGUUAUGUUUUGAAACCCCCAGUUCUGUGGGACAAGAACUGUCCCAUGUAUCAGAAGUUUUCUCCCUUGGAAAGAGACCUGGACAACAUGGAGCCUGCUGUCUAUUCUUUAUCUAUUGUCUCUGGUCAAAACGUGUGCCCGAGUAACAGCACGGGAAGCCCGUGUAUUGAAGUUGACGUCCUGGGCAUGCCCCUGGACAGCUGCCACUUCCGCACGAAGCCCAUCCAUCGAAAUACCCUGAACCCCAUGUGGAACGAACAGUUUCUCUUCCGGGUUCACUUUGAAGAUCUCGUAUUUCUCCGUUUUGCAGUUGUGGAAAACAAUAGCUCGGCGGUAACUGCUCAGAGGGUCAUUCCACUCAAGGCUUUAAAACGAGGAUAUCGACAUCUUCAGCUACGAAACCUCCACAAUGAAAUCUUGGAGAUCUCCAGUUUAUUCAUAAACAGCAGAAGGAUGGAAGAAAAUUCCUCCAGCAAUACUGUGCCGUCCUCUUUGAUGUUUAAUACAGAAGAAAGAAAAUGUUUGCAGACUCACAGAGUCACGGUGCAUGGGGUCCCUGGUCCAGAGCCCUUUACUGUUUUCUCUAUAAAUGGAGGCACAAAGGCAAAGCAGCUUCUCCAGCAAAUUCUGGCCACUGAACAAGACACCAAACCUAUUGCCACAGACUAUUUUUUGAUGGAAGAAAAAUAUUUCAUAUCUAAAGAAAAGAAUGAAUGCAGGAAACAACCCUUCCAGAGAGCCAUUGGUCCAGAAGAAGAGAUCAUGCAGAUUUUAAGCAGCUGGUUUCCAGAAGAAGGAUAUGUUGGCAGGAUUGUCUUGAAAACCCAGCAGGAAAACCUAGAAGAGAAAAACAUUGUUCCAGAGGACAAGGAGGUGAUCCUGAGCUCGGAGGAGGAGAGCUUCUUUGUCCAAGUGCACGACGUUUCUCCGGAGCAACCUCGAACAGUCAUCAAAGCGCCUCGAGUCAGCACGGCGCAGGACGUCAUUCAGCAGACCUUAUGCAAAGCCAAAUAUUCCUAUAGCAUCCUGAGCAACCCCAACCCAAGUGACUAUGUGCUUUUGGAAGAGGUAGUGAAAGACACGACCAACAAGAAGUCUUCUACCCCGAAGUCCUCCCAGCGGGUCCUUUUGGAUCAGGAGUGUGUGUUUCAAGCACAAAGCAAGUGGAAAGGUGCAGGAAAAUUCAUCCUUAAGCUAAAGGAGCAGGUACAGGCAUCCCGAGAAGACAAAAGAAAAGGCAUAUCUUUUGCCAGUGAAUUCAAGAAGCUCACCAAGUCAACUAAACAGCCCCGAGGACUCACAUCGCCUUCUCAGGUCUUGGCCUCAGAAAGUGUCCAAAACAAGGAGGAGAAGCCUGUGGGCAGCUUGUCCUCCAGUGACACGACAGACUAUCGACAGUGACCAAGGGUGGCGUGUUUUACCCAGGUGAUAUCUUUGGCAAGAAGUUAAAGUCAAGAGCGAACAUGGUGGAAACAAAUGUAAUUUCUUUAUUUUCAUUAGACUUAAACUGGAAAUUGAUGAUUUCUGAACUGAAGGCUUCUUCACACAUGAUGUGAGGUCUACACUGAGGAAAAGCAAAAUGGCACAGGGCUAGCUGCCAACCAAUUUCCUGAUGAAUGAAGCAAAGAAACCCAGGAGAUUGCCAUUUUACAAAUGUCAACAGUUGGAAAAAACAAUUGCUAAGCUAGCAAUAAUUGACUUAGACCAAGGGUCAGCAAACUUUGUCUGUAAAGGGCCAGAUAGUAAAUAUUUUAGGCUUACUGGCCAUAUGGUCUCUGUUGCAACUAUUCAACUCAGCUGUUGUAGCGCAAAAGCAGCCACAGACAAUAUAUACACGAAUGAGCAUGGCUCUGUUCCAAUAAAACUUUACAGGCACUGAAAUUAGAAUUUCAUAUAAUCUUGACGUCACAAAUCCUCUUCUGUUUUUUUUUUCCAAUCAUUUAAAAACAUUUGAAAACUAUUUUUAGUUCAAGAGCCAUAGUAAAACAGGUGGCAGGCUGGAUUUGGCCAAAGGGCCAUAGUUUGCUGACCUGACUUAGAAAAUUGGGAACAAGAGGCACAGGGGUCUGAAAACAAGCAAGCUAGUUUAGCUGCACAUUUUAUGGCUGAGAAUUGGAAGCUUUUGGGCAUUGCAAAUGUAAAUAUGUCCUGUAAGAUUCAUUAAAAGUAAUUCAAUGUAGUUUCUGUAUUGUGUACCAUAGUGAACUCUUCUUUAGGAAUUCUUUUUACAUACAGAAUAAUACUGGGUUGUGUUUUUUUUAAGUUUAUUGCUUAUAUAUUCACAGAGUAUUCCACUUUUGUUUUUCACAAAAUGGGUUUAGAAUGAUGUAUAAUGUAAUAUCUACUGAGUUGUGACAUCUUAACAAGAAACUUAACCUGUUUUUUAAAGCAAAAGUAGACUGAGUUGGUGUUUAUUUAUUUUUCAAAGUUUGUACUGACACUGUACUUAUAUAUUUAUUAUACAUAGCUUUCUUGGUAUUGCUUAUGGAUUAGAAAUAUUAGUGGUUCUGUCUCACUAUUUGAAGACAAAUCUCCUAAAAAAGAAAAUGUAUGCUCUGAAUACCUGAAAUGGGCCAGAAUUUCAUGUGAAAAAAGCUUCAUUUGCAUUUCUGAUUAAUUGAAGAGCUAUUGAUUCAAGUCAUACUUGCCAUUUAAUGUAAAUUAUUUUUAAAAUCUUGCUGUAUAAAACUAUCAUGUAAGUGUAAAGGAUUCUUAUUCUUUGUAUGAAGCAAAUUAAGACUUAAAAUGAAAUGUGUUCCUCUGAAGUAAAAUCUAAAUUUUAUCUUUCUAUUAAAAUUCAAGACAUUUUUCUUCAAAUUAUAAAACACAGUAAAAAUCUUAACCUUU
Molecule: messenger RNA, 9029 nt
Organism: Equus caballus (horse)
Lineage: Eukaryota; Metazoa; Chordata; Mammalia; Perissodactyla; Equidae
Gene: PLCE1
Product: phospholipase C epsilon 1
Biological process (GO): small GTPase-mediated signal transduction; phosphatidylinositol-mediated signaling; lipid metabolic process
Molecular function (GO): guanyl-nucleotide exchange factor activity; phosphatidylinositol-4,5-bisphosphate phospholipase C activity
Source: RefSeq, a predicted model, not a curated record